AAAAAUUUUCAACAUUUCCAAUCCAGACAGACUUACGGAAACACAAAGACCCAGCAGCAUAAAGUGCACAAAAAUUAAUAAUUUCUUGUUUUGUAAAAAACGUGCUUUCUCUGACUACUUUUGGGGUGUACCAGCAGAUAACGGUUAAUUGUGCUACUUUUCUUAUACAGCGGCAUAUAAAAAGUCAACCCUCUGAAAACAAUUGCUUAUAAAAACAAUAAAAAUAAUUUUUUUGUUUUAAUAAUUUUUGUGUUAAAGUAAAGUGAAGAAUUUUAUUUAAAAACAACUCUCAACAUGGGCAAGGAAAAGAUUCAUAUCAACAUUGUGGUCAUUGGCCAUGUCGAUUCUGGUAAAUCAACCACCACCGGUCAUUUGAUCUACAAGUGUGGUGGCAUUGACAAGCGUACCAUUGAGAAAUUCGAAAAGGAAGCCCAAGAAAUGGGCAAAGGUUCGUUCAAGUAUGCCUGGGUAUUGGACAAACUUAAGGCCGAACGUGAACGUGGUAUUACCAUCGAUAUUGCCUUGUGGAAGUUCGAAACACAAAAGUACUAUGUGACCAUUAUUGAUGCCCCUGGACAUCGUGAUUUCAUCAAGAACAUGAUUACCGGCACAUCGCAGGCUGAUUGUGCUGUCUUGAUUGUGGCUGCCGGUACCGGUGAGUUCGAAGCCGGUAUUUCCAAGAACGGUCAGACACGUGAACAUGCCUUGUUGGCCUUCACUCUGGGUGUCAAGCAAUUGAUUGUGGGUGUGAAUAAAAUGGAUUCCACCGAACCACCCUAUAGCGAUGCUCGUUAUGAGGAAAUCAAGAAGGAAGUGUCGUCGUACAUUAAGAAAAUCGGUUACAAUCCGGCUGGUGUUGCUUUCGUACCAAUUUCCGGCUGGCAUGGUGAUAACAUGUUGGAACCCUCCGACAAGAUGCCCUGGUUCAAGGGAUGGACCGUCGAACGCAAAGAGGGCAAAGUUGAGGGUAAAACUUUAAUCGAUGCCUUGGAUGCCAUCAUGCCACCAUCACGUCCCACCGACAAGCCAUUGCGAUUGCCAUUGCAGGAUGUCUACAAAAUUGGUGGUAUUGGCACUGUACCAGUGGGCCGUGUAGAAACUGGUAUCCUAAAACCAGGCAUGGUGGUUAAUUUUGCUCCUGUUAAUCUGGUUACUGAAGUCAAGUCAGUUGAAAUGCAUCAUGAAGCUUUGUCCGAAGCUUUGCCCGGCGACAAUGUGGGCUUCAACGUUAAGAACGUAUCGGUGAAGGAAUUACGUCGUGGCUAUGUGGCUGGUGACUCCAAGAACUGUCCACCCAAGGGUGCUGCUGAUUUUACUGCUCAGGUUAUUGUCCUCAAUCAUCCUGGCCAGAUUGCCAAUGGCUAUACACCAGUUUUGGAUUGCCAUACCGCUCAUAUUGCAUGUAAAUUUGCUGAAAUCAAAGAGAAAUGUGAUCGCCGUACCGGCAAGACUACGGAAACCGAUCCGAAGGCUAUUAAGUCGGGAGAUGCAGCCAUUAUUAUGCUGGUCCCCACCAAACCGUUGUGUGUGGAAAGUUUCCAAGAGUUUCCACCAUUGGGACGUUUUGCUGUGCGUGACAUGAGGCAAACUGUGGCAGUGGGUGUCAUUAAGUCGGUGACCUUUAAGGAGACGACUUCGGGUAAAGUCACAAAAGCCGCUGAGAAGGCCCAAAAGAAGAAAUAACUAGGGAGCAGCCAGAAAAUGCAACAACAACAACAAACAAAACAAGAACAACAGCAGCAACAACAACAAAAACAUCAAUUACAAAAACUUUAUAUGCUGGAAAAUGCUAUUAGUUCGAAACAACAACAACAUCAAAUGCAACAACAACAACA
Messenger RNA from Stomoxys calcitrans (stable fly), 1835 nucleotides. It is a transcript of the gene eEF1alpha2, whose product is annotated as elongation factor 1-alpha 2. Gene Ontology annotation, molecular function: GTPase activity; translation elongation factor activity; GTP binding. NCBI's taxonomy places the organism in Eukaryota, Metazoa, Arthropoda, Insecta, Diptera, Muscidae. Gene Ontology annotation, biological process: translation; translational elongation. The coding region runs from base 295 to 1683 and encodes 462 amino acids. The record is from RefSeq and is a predicted model, not a curated record. The transcript has 5 exons.